AGUCGUGCAGUUUACUAUUAACACUACACAGUCCACCGUUUCGAUCCCCACAGCUGACAUAUAUCACAAAAUAAGCGCACUGAGGAAUAAAAACGUAAACAUAGCUAAAGGUUGAACUGCCCUUCUCAAGCAAUACCGGACGAUAUUUUGUUUUCUGCAGAGAUAUUGUCCAGACGCCAAGGAUAUUGCACCAGAUUGAUGGAGAAGAAUGGCCUACAUCUCGAUGGACUGCCCCAGCUCUUUACCAGGGAUUCCUCAAAGUGUGCUGUCAGUGCCCAUGGAGAAUAAGUACAAAUGUCAGCAGUGUCACCAGGUCCUGAGGAAGCCUGUCCAAGCACAGUGCGGACACCGCUUCUGUGUACACUGCUUCAAGCAGCUCACCAGUUCUGGCCCAAAGCCUUGUGAAGCCUGCCGCGAAGAGGAGAUAUACGAAGAACCUUUUUCGAUUCUAAAUAGUAAUGAGGCAUUUCCAGACAAUGCUGCAGGCCGAGAAAUAGCAAGCCUGCCUGCCAGGUGUCUGAACGAGGGCUGUGAUUGGACAGGCUCAAUAAAAGAGUAUGAGGCUCAGCAUGAAGGCCGUUGUGAACUUGAGCGGAUAAAGUGCGAGGCCUGCAGUAACACGAUCCUUCGCUCGGAGAAGGACAGACACAAUGAGAGAGAAUGUGAAGAAAGGACGCUCAACUGCAAAUACUGCAAAAUAUCCUUCAACUUUAAAGAGAUCAAGGCCCAUGAUGAGAUCUGUCCAAAGUUCCCCUUACAAUGCAAAGACUGUGGCAAGAAGAAGAUACCAAGAGAAAAGUUCAGUGACCACAGCAAAUCUUGUGCUAAGUCAAAGAGUGCCUGUCCCUUCAGUGAUGUGGGCUGUAAACAUGUGAUAGAGAACGGGAAGCAGAGCGACCAUGAGCACAGCAGCACCAUGGAGCACUUGCGUCUGCUGCUGCCCAUGGUGCUGUCCUUGGCUGGGCCGCUCGCCGAUGCUUCUGGUCCCGGAGAGUGGCAGGAGGACUCUGGUCUGGGCCUGUACAGGGCCCCUGAGGAGGGGGUCAGUAUGGGGUCUGGAGCUGCAGCCUCCAUGCAGUCUGUGGACCUAGAAAAAAAGGUAAAAGCGUUGGAAAACAUUGUGUGUGUCCUGAACCGAGAGGUGGAGCGCAGUUCAGUUACGUUGGAGGCUUUCGCGCAUCAGCAUCGAUUAGACCAGGACAAAAUAGAAAAUCUCUCCAGUAAAGUGCGUCAGCUAGAACGGACAAUCGACAUGAGGGACUUGAAGCUGUCUGAAACUGAGCAACUGGUGCGUGAACUCCAGUUCUGCACCUACGACGGGAUCUUUGUGUGGAAAAUCUCCGACUUCUCACGCCGCAGACAGGAUGCGGUGGCCAGUCGAACACCUGCAAUGUUCUCUCCAGCAUUUUAUUCCAGCAAAUACGGCUACAAAAUGUGUCUGAGGCUAUAUUUGAAUGGCGAUGGGACGGGUCGAGGAACUCACCUUUCGCUGUUCUUUGUCGUCAUGAGGGGAAAGUGCGACGCUCUGCUCAAAUGGCCAUUCAGUCAGAAGGUGACGCUGAUGCUCUUGGAUCAGAACAACAGGGAGCACAUCAUCGAUGCCUUCCGCCCAGAUGUCACCUCCACCUCUUUUCAGCGGCCGAUCAGCGAGAUGAACAUCGCCAGCGGCUGCCCGCUCUUCUGUCCGCUCGCCAGACUCGCUGGCAAGAGCCCAUAUCUGAGGGAUGAUACCAUUUUUAUCAAAGCCAUUGUAGACCUCACAGGCUUGUAGGGUGUACUGUGGAAGCUACACCAAGACAAACUGAGACAACAAGACAGAAAUAAAAUGUUAGGAACAUAAUAGAAUAUAUAUUUACAUAAUAUCAUAUAAAUAUACACUGUAUCUAAGACAUGACAUUUUAUAUCUAAACUAUAUAUAUUAAGAAUGCCAUCAGUGGUCCCUUUAAGACGGAGGUAUAAGGGUGAGUUAAAGAAUUACGGUAGUGAAACUGUAGUGGUUUAAGUAUCUAUUUUUGUAGAGCAACUCAUUUUUUGUAAGCAUCAAGGAUGCAGGCACUAGUGUGUCAUACAUGGAUACAUACAUAUAUACCCUCAUGAUUUAUAUAUAUAAAUAUCACGAGUUAAGAAACGGCAGUUCCUUGAUCCAGUAAGAGACAAAUAUUUAUUUUAUAAUAAAGAAGCCUCCAUCAUCUUAAUGGGACCCUGUUGGCAUUUUAGUAAAAGCUCAUAACUUAUAACACAUAUGCUCAGUAAAAACCGUAUUUAUGGUAUAUACUGUUAUAAUACUCCAUACUCCAAUCUACAAUAUGUUGUUCUCUAAACCUAGGUGCAAUCGGUCGCUCUGACAAACAAAUAAAGACAAAUAAUACACGCCACCUGAAAUUCCCUGUAAAUCAAAUUGUUUAAAUUCCAUGAUGUUAAGCCUUUUUGUCCUAAGCAGAAGUGUGAUAACAGCUUAACUUGUUAUCACGUAGACAACCAAUCAAACAAUUACAGUUGUGAAAUAAAACUUGUUUCUGUGUAUAUAAUAAGCUGCAGUUACCAAAACUAGGUCAGUCCUAACAUACACCCUAACCGCUUUAUAGCUCGAAUGUAUAAGAAAUAAGGAGAAAUGAAAAAUAAACAAACUAAAUAUUUUGAGGAAAAUAAAAGGCAUGACAAAACACAGUAAUGGAGUUUAAUUCAUAGAAGCUCAAAUUGUGAAAAACACAAAUUCCUGUUUUUGCAUCUAGUAUUUAGAAAUCUAGUAACCUAUAUAUCAUAACAAUUUGUCUUAUAGUUAUUUUACAUUCAUUGUUUUAUUUAACUAUCAUACUAGUGCUCUUGUUUUGUUUUUUAUUCAUGUGUGGAGUUGUACGUGUUGCCUUAAUCUUUAACACAUAAUUAAGAUGUUAACUUGUUUGAAAAUCCUAAUAAAGUUCUAAAUCAUAUUUCACAAAUUA
Molecule: messenger RNA, 2942 nt
Organism: Eleginops maclovinus (Patagonian blennie)
Lineage: Eukaryota; Metazoa; Chordata; Actinopteri; Perciformes; Eleginopidae
Gene: traf2b
Product: Tnf receptor-associated factor 2b
Exons: 11
Coding region: 209-1771 (520 amino acids)
Biological process (GO): tumor necrosis factor-mediated signaling pathway; protein K63-linked ubiquitination; positive regulation of canonical NF-kappaB signal transduction
Cellular component (GO): cytoplasmic side of plasma membrane
Molecular function (GO): ubiquitin-protein transferase activity; zinc ion binding; tumor necrosis factor receptor binding
Source: RefSeq, a predicted model, not a curated record